AUGCCACACGCGCUCUCGUUGCCAGCUCCUGGGUUCCAGGCCAUUAUUCUUUGCGGGCCUGGAUCCUCAUUUCCUACCUUCACCGCUAAUCCUGACGAGAACCCGAAAGCCCUCAUCCCAAUCGCGAACCGGCCGAUGGUCUGGUAUCCGAUAGAUUUCUGCUACCGUAUGGGUGUUACAAAUAUCACCUUGAUCGCACCUCCAUCUUCCGCUCCGGCGAUCACUACUGCACUCAACACAGAUCCCCACCUAACAAGCCUUCCUCUACCAAAGCCUUAUCUUUUAUCACCGAAGAAUCUAGACCAGAACACAGGCACGGCGCAAAUCUUCCGCCUUCCGGAAGUCAGGGAGAUAGUGACAGGCGACUUCAUCGUCUUACCUUGUGAUCUUGUCUGUGAGCUGGGCGGCGAGUCAUUACUGGAAUCAUGGAUGGUCAAAGAAGCAAGUCUCGGGGGAGCCACUGGUGGAGGUCUUGAGUUUAGAGGUCCAAAGACGGCGCUGGGUGGUGAACGAGGCGGACGGAGAGGAGGUUUGGGAGUCUGGUACGAAACCAAGGGCGAGACGAUCAUCAAAGGUGAAGAAACAGACUUUAUUGCAACAGUCCCAAUCGAAGGGGGUCCCGUGCCACCAUCAAAAUCUUCACUGCUCAACAAUAUCUCAAAAUUAGUCUACUCGGUACCAACAGACACCCUAAACGAUAUCACUGAAGAUAAGAAGAGCUUGCCAAUUAGACACGGCCUGAUCCGUGAACAUCCUAGAAUCAGAAUGCUGAGUUCACAUCGGGAUGCGCAUAUCUACAUAUUUCCUGCAUGGAUUCUAGACAUGAUCAAUGCGAACGAACAUAUGGACAGCAUUGGCGAGGAUGUGAUCGGAUGGUGGGCAAAGGCAGGCUGGCAAGAAGGGCUCGGUGACAAACUUGGAUUACGAGAAGUUCUAUCUGUUCAAGCACCUACAGAUACUGAUGACAGUUUACUGGACAACAAUCCCGCCCACGACGACAUUGACUUCAGCAGUCUCAGCACAACGUUUACCUCCAACCUCCGGUCAACCGAGACAUCAGGAAAGGAGAAGUUAGCCGUCCCGCCAGUUCUUGCAUACGUUCAGCCGAAGGGUAGUAAGAUGAUCAGAAGAGUCGACACCGCACCUCUACUGCUAUUCGUCUCUCUCCAACUCGCGAAGCUCGAAGCGAUUGAUGCCGUUGGCCGCGAUACCUCAUCUCCUUUUGCACACCAAGCCAAAGUCGCCUAUCCAGAAGGAAUCGCGUCCAAGACAACAGUUACUCGACCCGACUGCCUCCUCGCCGAGAACGUAACAGUAGAAGAAAAAUGCUCGAUCAAAGAAUGUGUUAUCGGAGCCAACUGCCAGAUCAAGCAAGGCGCAAAACUACAACGAUGUGUGUUGAUGGAUGGGGUCGUCGUUGAGAGGGGGUGUAAGCUUACUGGUUGUAUUCUUGGGAGACGGUCGCAGAUUGGAGAAGAGAGUGUGUUGUUGGAUUGUGAGGUGCAAGAGAAUUUGCUGGUUGAGGCGAGGACGGAGGAUAAGAAUAGCAAGCUCAUGUCCUCGGAAGGAAUGGAGGCCACAGAAGAAGAAAUCCAGGAAUCGUUUGCCGACGAAGAAUGUUGCGACGCAAAGGAAGCCGAUGAAUCGCAAGGCAUCUCACUCGCCAGAUAG
This is a messenger RNA of Hyaloscypha bicolor E, 1671 nucleotides long. RefSeq lists its product as uncharacterized. The record is from RefSeq and is a predicted model, not a curated record. Bases 1 to 1671 code for a protein of 556 amino acids. The transcript has 3 exons. Gene Ontology annotation, molecular function: guanyl-nucleotide exchange factor activity; translation initiation factor activity. Gene Ontology annotation, biological process: cytoplasmic translational initiation. Lineage: Eukaryota; Fungi; Ascomycota; Leotiomycetes; Helotiales; Hyaloscyphaceae. Gene Ontology annotation, cellular component: guanyl-nucleotide exchange factor complex; eukaryotic translation initiation factor 2B complex.